UCCACAGGUUUGGAAGUUGGUGGCUGUAGAGGCCUGGUCUAAGAGUAUUUUUCGUACUGUUUUCUCCACUCCUUUUCUUUGUGUUUGCCCACCCUUUGCAGCCCCCUGACCCCACCCCGCGCAGCCUCUGGAACUCGCGGUCUUUGAAAAGGAGGCCUCUUAAGACAUGACAGUCUCCCUCUAAGUAUUCUUGAGGCCCUCAGAAGGUUCUUAUCUUAAGAAGGAAAAGAAGGUAGUAAAAACAAGUUUCCCRAGUUUUUCUGGCCCUAAAUGGCUGCGGAAUCAAGAAAGCUUUCUUCAGCCCCAUCUCUACCUGACCAGACUCCUGAAGAAGACCUUGUAAUCGUCAAGAUAGAGGAAGAUCAUGAUUGGGACCCAGAAUCUAGCCUGCAUGAAAAUAACCCUCCUGGCCAAGAACUAUUCCGCCUACGCUUCAGACAAUUGUGCUACCAGGAGACUCUAGGACCCCGAGAGGCUCUGAUCCAGCUCCGGGCACUUUGCCAUCAGUGGCUAAGGCCAGAUUUGAACACCAAGGAGCAGAUUCUGGAGCUGCUGGUGCUGGAGCAGUUCCUGACUAUCCUUCCUGAGGAGCUGCAGACUCUAGUUAAGGAACAUMAGUUAGAAAAUGGAGAAGAAGUGGUGACCUUAUUGGAGGAUUUGGAAAGACAGAUUGAUAUACUAGGACGGCCAGUCCCAGCUCGAGCACAUGGACAUAGGGUACUCUGGGAGGAAGUGGUUCCUUCAGAAUCUGCACCAGAACCUCCAAGUACUCAGCUCCAACCUGUGAUAACCCAGCGUAAAUCACAGGACAGAGCCCUGUCUGCUUCCCAGAAUCCUACCUCUUCCCAAAAAGGAAGUUCCAGAGACAAGGAAGUAACAGCUACACUUCUCACAGCAGGGUUCCAGACUUUGGAGAAGAUUGAAGAUAUGGCUGUGUCCCUUAUUCGAGAGGAGUGGCUUCUUGAUCCAUCACAGAAGGAUCUGAGUAGAGAUAAUAGGCCCGAGAAUUACAGAAAUAUGUUCUCCCUGGGUGUUGAGACCAGGAAUGAGAACAAGGAAUUAGCUUCAAAACAGGUAAUAUCUACUGAAGUACAACCACAUGGAGAGACAGCUGCCAAAUACAACGGGGAUGUUAUCAGGGGUCUUGAGCAUGGAGAAGCCCAAGACCUGGGCAAAUUAGAGAGGCAGCAGGGAAAUCCCACACAAGAGAGACGACAUAAGUGUGAUGAAUGUGGGAAGAGCUUUGCUCAGAGCUCAGGCCUUGUUCGCCACUGGAGAAUCCACACUGGGGAGAAACCCUAUCAGUGUAACGUGUGUGGUAAAGCCUUCAGUUAUAGGUCCGCCCUUCUUUCCCAUCAGGAUAUUCACAACAAAGUAAAACGUUAUCACUGUAAGGAGUGUGGUAAAGCCUUCAGUCAAAACACAGGACUGAUCCUGCACCAGAGAAUCCACACUGGGGAGAAGCCGUAUCAGUGUAAUCAGUGUGGGAAGGCUUUCAGUCAGAGUGCAGGUCUUAUUCUACAUCAAAGAAUCCACAGUGGGGAGAGACCCUAUGAAUGUAAUGAAUGUGGGAAAGCUUUCAGUCAUAGCUCACACCUCAUUGGACAUCAGAGAAUCCACACUGGGGAGAAGCCCUAUGAGUGUGAUGAGUGUGGGAAAACCUUCAGGCGGAGCUCACAUCUUAUUGGCCAUCAGAGAAGCCAUACUGGGGAGAAGCCCUACAAAUGCAGUGAGUGUGGGAGGGCCUUCAGUCAAAAGUCAGGCCUUAUUGAACAUCAGAGAAUCCACACUGGAGAAAGACCCUAUAAAUGUAAAGAAUGUGGGAAAGCUUUUAAUGGGAACACUGGCCUCAUUCAACAUCUGAGAAUCCACACAGGGGAGAAGCCAUACCAAUGCAGUGAGUGUGGGAAAGCCUUUAUUCAGAGGUCAAGUCUCAUACGACAUCAGAGAAUCCACAGUGGAGAAAAAUCUGAAUCCUUAGGACCCUAUGACUGCAGAGAAUGUGGCAAAGCAUUUAGUGUUAACUUAGACCUUAUCAAAUAUCAGAGAAUCCAUAGUAGUGAGAAACCAUAUGAAUGUGAUGAGUGUGGGAAAUCUUUCAGUCUGAGUUCAGCCUUCAAACAUCAGAGAAUCCACACAGGAGAGAAGCCAUAUGAGUGUAAGAAGUGUGAGAAAGCUUUCUAUGUGAACUCAGCUCUUAUUAAUCACCAGAGAAUUCACUCUGGAGAAAAGAUUUAUGAAUGUGGAGAGUGUGGAAAAGCAUUCAGUCAGAUCUCAACCCUUAUUCAUCACCAGAGAAUCUAUACUGGAGAAAAACCAUAUGAGUGUGAUGAAUGUGGGAAAACUUUCUGGGCAAAUUCGGGUUUUAUCCAGCAUCAGAGAAUCCACAAGGGCAAAAAGCCCUAUCAGUGCAGCCAGUGCAAUAAGAGCUGCAGUUCUUGUUCAUUUCUUAUUGAGCAUCAGAGAAGCCACACAGGGGAGUGACCUCACCAGUGCUUAAAAUGUGGAAAAAGCUUUAACUGCCACUGCAAUCUUAUCCGCCAUCAGAAGAUCCAUUCUGGAGAGAAAGGUCAUCAGUGCCAUGAAUGUGGGAAAGUCUUUCAGAGAAGCUCACAUCUUGUCAGACAUCAGAAAAUUCAUCUUGGUGAGAAGCCAUAUCAGUGCAAAGAGUGUGGAAAAGUCUUCAGCCAGAAUGCAGGCCUUUUGGAACAUCUCAGAAUCCAUACUGGAGAGAAACCUUAUCUAUGUAUCCAUUGUGGAAAGAACUUUAGGCGUAGCUCUCACCUUAAUCGACACCAGAGAAUUCAUAGUCAGGAGGAACCUUGUGAAUGCAAGGAGUGUGGAAAAACAUUUAGUCAGGCCUUGCUCCUCACCCACCAUCAGAGAAUCCACAGUCAUUCCAAAAGCCAUCAGUGUAAUGAGUGUGGGAAAACCUUCAGUUUGACCUCAGACCUUAUUCGACAUCAUAGGAUUCACACUGGAGAAAAACCUUUCAAGUGUAAUGUGUGCCAGAAAGCAUUCCGACUUAACUCACACCUCAAUCAGCACAUAAGAAUCCACAACGAAGAAAAGCCCUAUGAGUGUAAUGAAUGUGGGGAAGCCUUCAGACAGAAGUCAGGUCUCUUUCAGCAUCAGAGACAUCACCACAAAGGCAAAAUGGCUUGAUGAGGUGUUCUCUUCCUGUAGAACAUCAGAAAGUAUACAUUGAGAAGCAAACAGCACUUUAGGAAAAGUUAUUCUGGCCAACAUCAGAAUUCUUAGGGAUUGUGUUGGAAGCUGUUUGCCUCCAUUCUCUGUCCUUUGCUUUCCUUGAAGUUAGUUUUGGAGCCAAAUAAUUUCACCCUAGACAGUAUAGUGAGAUCAGAGUUAAAUAGCAUUCUUUACUAUAAGACUUCUCAGAAUUUUUAAUGUGUUAAUGAAUUAUUAUGGAUCUCCAAGAAAUAGCCUCAUGACUAAGUGAGGUCUUUGAAAUUAUCAGCAAAUAUAAUGUCCACUGAUUCAUUAGACUUGUGUCAGUCAGGGGCAGGUUGAUAUUUUUUGCAAAUGAUAUAGCAACAGACUCCUAUAAAACUCAUGAUGUUUGGAAGUAUACCACUCUCAAAGUUGUCUUAAAGUAUGGGUUAAUAGUGAAUACUUUUCCCUAACAGGCUCUACCCCUCCCUCCCACUAGCCUUACCUUUAUCCCUCCAACUCUACCCCCCAUGCACAGAGGAAGCAUUUUGGAAAGCAAGGAUGAUCCUUUCCUGGUUAAUAGUAGAACUUGCCUUCAGAAUUAUGUCAUUUCAUUUUUACAUUUUCCAUCCCCACCCCAAUAUCUCAUUAAUUCAAGAUAUUAAUCAAAGUUUUACAAUCUGUGGAAGAGAUAUCACAUCAUUUUGAACUGUACUGAAUUAAUCCAAAUAGCAACUGUCUUACUUGGUAACUCCAGUGCCAGUACAGUAACUACUGCAUAUAUACUAUUCAAUAAAUAUCCACCGAAAGAUAUUAGACUUAUUCCCUUUAAUAUUGAUGAUGCAGUUUUUAAAUGUUGCUUGUUUUGGAAUUCUUUGAAAGUCAAAUAAUAAAAUCAUCUUGGAGAGAAGAUUAUGAUCUUUAUAUCAUGAAUAAUGAAGUUUCAUGAUAAUGAUAAAGAAUCUUAAGCUUAGAGUAGUCCAUUCCCAAGCAUAAUAAUAGCAUCACUAACCGGUCAGUAGUAGCUGCAUAAGGUACUGCUCUUUGGAGAAGCUGUCUUAGUUCACCAGUGUGGGAAAAUUAGUGAAUCCUCACAAUGCAAUGUCCACUAAUAUAUCCAUUGUGGAAAGAACUUUAGGCUCAGCUCUUAUCAGACAAUUGUUAACACCAGACAAUUCAGUCAAGAGGAACCUUGUGAGUGCAAAGAAUAUAAAAAAACUUUAGUCGGGUCCUUCUGUUCACUCACUAUCAGAGAAGCCAGUCACUCUAAAAGCCAUCAGUGUAAUUAUGGUUAAAUCUAGGUUCAGCUAGGCAUGGUGGUGCACACCUGUAAUCUCAGCCACUCAGGAGGCUGAGGCAG
Urocitellus parryii (Arctic ground squirrel) is the source of this 4531-nucleotide messenger RNA. RefSeq names its product zinc finger protein with KRAB and SCAN domains 8. Lineage: Eukaryota; Metazoa; Chordata; Mammalia; Rodentia; Sciuridae. The record is from RefSeq and is a predicted model, not a curated record. Gene Ontology annotation, biological process: regulation of DNA-templated transcription. Gene Ontology annotation, molecular function: RNA polymerase II cis-regulatory region sequence-specific DNA binding; DNA-binding transcription factor activity, RNA polymerase II-specific.